GUAAUAGACAUGCCUUAGCGGUCAGAAUUGUGGUACAACAAAAUAAAGAGAGAAUGAGGUUUCGGACAAUAUCCAUCUCUCUCACAAUAGUGUGUGAGUGUGUCAUGAAGGAGAUAACACUAGUCCGAAACCAAAUCUUCCUCCCUUUUCGAGCCAAGAAAUUAUUACAACGACAUACGGGUAAGGCACGUCCAUUAAUAUAUGUCUAUGGUUAGAAAGAUAUUAUCUAUGAAGAUAUGUGUGAAAGGUUAAAUUAAAAUAUGGAUAAAAUAAUUUUUAAACACUAAGCGUACUAUUGUUUACACAAUUUAAAAUUAAUAUGUUGUCUACUUUAAGAGAGUCAUGUUUGUAAAAGCUUUAGUGACCGUAAUACGCCGUAGAAAAACAAUUCUGUUAGAUUUAAGGCCAUGUUUAUAUCAGUCGGUAUAUAAAUAUCAAAAAGAUUCUAAAAAUAAUGCUGUAACCAAGUUUAAAAACGUUGAAGUGGGCACAAAUGUGAAACCUUUAGGAGAAAAAGUAAAAGAAACAACAAAAACAGCAUCUUAUGUGGGAAUAAUAUUGCUGGGCAUUGGGGUUACAGGGACACUUUUUUAUGCAGUUUUUAGUGAACUUUUUUCAAGCAAAAGUCCAAAUAAUGUUUACACGAAAGCAGCUAAAAGAUGUACCGAUGACCCACGAAUUCAGGAUAAAUUAGGUUUGCCCAUAACAUCAUAUGGUGAAGAAACACGAAGAGGAAGACGGCAGCAUGUAAAUUACUUAAAAUUUAAAAGAGGAGAUAUUGGUUUUUUAAGGAUGCGAUUUUAUUUACAAGGAGCAUUCAAUAAAGCAACUGUUCAUCUAGAAAUGCAAGAAAAUGCAUCAGGAAACUAUGAAUAUCGAUAUCUUAUCGUAGAAGUAAAUGACAUGUUUAAUACCACUAUUGUGUUAGAAGAUAAUCGUCAGGUUAAUAUUCCUUCAAAUUCUUCUGAAUUGUUACUUAACUAAUGUUAUGGGAUAAGCACAAAUACAGUAGAGAAGUUGUCAAUAUAAUGAACAUAUUUUGAAGUAAUGUUAGAAAUCUUGAGUACAGUGUGUGUUACGAACAAUAGUUUAAUUUAUGGUUAAUGAUUAAGUAAAGUGUUUUGUAAAUAUUGCCAACAUUCAUUUUUUUUAAUCAGUUAUUUUGUCAAGAAAAUUUUCUGAAACAAAAAUAUGUAAAUAAAUAAAUAAACAAAUAAAAGUUAAGGUAAGCAAGGGAUAAGUACUAAGAAAAUUGUUACAAGGAUCAAUUAAAUGAAAACAAAUUAA
Molecule: messenger RNA, 1287 nt
Organism: Agrilus planipennis (emerald ash borer)
Lineage: Eukaryota; Metazoa; Arthropoda; Insecta; Coleoptera; Buprestidae
Product: mitochondrial import inner membrane translocase subunit Tim21
Exons: 2
Coding region: 343-984 (213 amino acids)
Biological process (GO): protein import into mitochondrial matrix
Cellular component (GO): TIM23 mitochondrial import inner membrane translocase complex
Source: RefSeq, a predicted model, not a curated record